Molecule: messenger RNA, 815 nt
Organism: Polyodon spathula (Mississippi paddlefish)
Lineage: Eukaryota; Metazoa; Chordata; Actinopteri; Acipenseriformes; Polyodontidae
Product: resistin-like
Exons: 4
Coding region: 145-510 (121 amino acids)
Cellular component (GO): extracellular region
Molecular function (GO): hormone activity
Source: RefSeq, a predicted model, not a curated record
ACUUUUACCACUGUGCGCAGAAGUGGAGGCACGCUAUUGAUACCAUUAGUUAUGAUUUAUGCAGUUCUGAAGUAAUGAAUAUAUAUUAAUAUCAGUAUAACUUUGGGUAAUUUCAUCCUCAGUACGCUUAAACAUCUGGAAAGGAUGCACAAGCUAGAGAGUCCUGAGACCAUGAAGAUGAGAGGUGUUGUGUUGCUGGCUGUGAUCGCUGUGUUCUGUGCUGCCGACGCUCAGACAUGUGCUCUGGAUAAUCUGAUGAGCAGCCUGACCAAGUCCGUGGCCUCUGCAGUGCUGCAGAACGUGACUCUGUCCUGCACUGAUGUCCAAAGUAGAGGGUACCAGGUGGAAUGUCCUAAAGGUUACAAGCCGACAUGCUGCUCCUGCACUAAUGCCGGCUGCUACUGGGAUAUCAGCGAUGACCAGACCUGCCGCUGCCAGUGUGCAAAGCCGAUUACGACAACUGUAAACCGGAUCGGGGUCAUCGCACGCUGCUGCAAGAUUGCCAUGUAGAAGCCAGAAACGAUGGAAUUAGCGUCUGGAUCUUGAAGCUUAGUUUCAGAUCCUUCACUUUUUUGGAACUCACUUCCAGCUUUUAUCCAGAAUGCUGAGUAUUUAUAAAUCAUAGCUGAAAACAUAUCUCAUUGAUUUGGCCUUUUGCUAGUGAAUAGUUUGGCAUUCUUUUGGCUUGCUGUGUAUUUCUGUAAAACUCCCUGGGAUGCUUUCACAUAAAGGACGCUGCAUAAAUGAUACUGGUAUGGGCAUUGUUUUAGUACUGAAUAAAAAAAGUUCUAAAAAAUAAAUACUUUGCUUACUCA